Euleptes europaea (tarantolino) is the source of this 1955-nucleotide messenger RNA. RefSeq names its product LEM domain nuclear envelope protein 2 (gene LEMD2). Bases 1 to 1824 code for a protein of 607 amino acids. Gene Ontology annotation, cellular component: nuclear inner membrane. The record is from RefSeq and is a predicted model, not a curated record. Lineage: Eukaryota; Metazoa; Chordata; Lepidosauria; Squamata; Sphaerodactylidae. The transcript has 9 exons. Gene Ontology annotation, molecular function: chromatin DNA binding. Gene Ontology annotation, biological process: nuclear envelope organization; negative regulation of BMP signaling pathway.
AUGGCCGCGGUGGGGCUGUCCGACGCGGAGUUGCGGGCGGAACUGCUGGCUCUGGGCUACCAGCCGGGGCCCAUCACUGAUUCCACCCGCAAGCUCUACGCCAAGAAGCUCACCCGCCUGCGGGCUGAGGUGGCCGCUGGGCUGAGGAGCCGCGGGAGCCGGCCGAACCCUCGGGGCUCGAGCAGCCCCGCGAGGCCGAAGCCGGCCGCCAGCGGCAGCCCCGGAGUCGCCCCUCGGGCCCGCGGCCUGGUUAGGAGAGAGAGCGAGGAUGACGAGAGCGAGGAAGAGGAGGAGGAGGAGGGCGGCGGCGGCUACCGGCCUCCUGGCAGGGACGCCGCGCUGGCGAGCAAAGCGCUGCCUCCGAGAAACCACUGGCGGACAGAGGGCGGGGGGGCUUCCGGCAGGAGCCCGCUGGCGGCAGGAGCCGGGAUGGGCCCGAGCAGCUCUUGGGCGGGAAGAAGCGGCUCAACCCCGAAAAGGCUGGAGACGGGAGGAGGGUGGGCAUCUCGUUAUCCGAGAGACCCCCCAGACAGGCUCCCUUCCAGCAGCCAGUAUGGGGGGACAUCGACAGGAGGAGGAGGAGGAGUGGGGCUACGUUCUAGCACAUGGUGGGAGAAGAGGGAGCAGGGCGCGACCCCCAGCGCCCCUUGGGAAUCAGUCACGGGAGGAAGCAGUACAGGCUUUAGUAAUAGGGCCUAUUUGGAGACCGAAAGGAGGAUGACUCCCAGCUCUUAUUUGGGAUCAGGCAGAGAGGGGUUGAGCUGUAGGGCCCCAUGGACAGCGGAGAAAGAAGCGGGGCUGUCUUCCAGAAGUGCCAAAACCCAGUGGAGUUCAGGGAGAGGAUUAAGCCGCAGUGCCCGUUGGGAUGGCACACGUCAAGACAUAGGUUUGAGAUCCAAAAUUCAGGGCGCAGGAAGAAAGAACAGGGGCCUGGAAUUUUAUCUCUCUUGGUUCUUGUGGCUGGCAACCAUAGGGCUGUUGGUCAUUUUCUUGGGCAUCCUUUGGGUGAAGAUGAUGGGACCUGCCCGACUGCAAGGGGCUGAGGACUUGAAGCUGUUGCCCAUGGAUUGUUCAGAAAGGACAGAUGAUUUCUGUAAAGCAAAACAGGAAGAAGGAGUAAUGAACGUAUUAUAUGAGUUAUAUACUUACCUAGCAAUACAGGCUGGCAAAUUUGAGUGUGGAAAUGCUGAGAAUCUAGAAAGUAAAUGCAUUCAGGUUCAAGAAGCAAAAGAUUAUAUAGAGAAUAUGACUGGCAGCUCUGCAGAGAAGUUUAGGGAUGCCUUGCAGUGGUUAUUGAACAAUCAGAAAGAUUCAGGUAUAUGGUUACAAGGUGACGAUCCUUCAGAAGAAAUUACAUCUGUGGACCAGGUGAUUUGCCUUGAGUCUACCCGUCCUCGAAUGAGUUUAGGAUGCCGUUUUCACCGAGCACUAUGCACAGCCAUGACAAACCUAUUUAUAUUCUUUUGGAGUUUAGCUUUCCUUUGGGGGGUUUUGAUUCUCUUGAAGUAUUACUGGCGGAAAAGAGAAGAGGAGGAGCGGGCCAUGUAUAAAAUGGUACAGAAAAUAAUAGCUGCCGUCCAGAAUCACUACAAAGAGUGGGAGCAGAAUUUGGAACGGUACCCCUAUGUAGGCAUCCUGCACAUCAGAGACACACUCAUCCCACCACAGGACAGGAAAAUAAUGAGGCGAGUUUGGGACCGAGCAGUGGAUUUCCUCGCUUCAAACGAGUCACGGAUUCAGACCGAGUCGCACAGAGUAGCGGGAGAGGAUAUGCUUGUGUGGCGUUGGACGCAGCCUUCUUACCUCUCUGAUUCGGAGCACUAGCCCUGAAGAAAGGCCAAACCAGCAUUGCAACACUGUGCAGGGGCCAUGUGCUCCAUCCUAGGUCGGGAAAGGGGCUGUCUCUACUCAGGUGUGCUCUUUGACACCAUUGUUCAAGUGUAUGAGAAGGAAAA